UACAUAAUUUAUUUCUGAGUAUGGCUCAAAUUAGAGUUAAAACUGUGGUUAGGAAAAAUGACACUUAUUUAACUUAAAUCCAUCAAGGUAAUCUUUGAGGCCUGUUCUUCUAAUUAAGACACGUCAAUUAAGUACUUGAAGAUAAUAGAGAUUUCAAAUAUUUCUUAUUGUAUUUGUGAUUGUCCUCAUAACUUUUUUGUCUUCCUCCUCUGUCUAAUAUGCAGAUGACUAAGUGUUACAAAGAGGAGACUAAAACCUGCUACUCUAUUAUGAGAGUCUUGACCAAAGUGGGGAAGUUGAGAAACUCUGAUGCCAGAAAUGGUGAAGAUAUGACCUACCUAAGAUGGAAAUGCUGACUGAGAGUCAGUGGACCAUAUUAUACAGAGGCAGCCUGUCACAUAUUCUUCACAGCCAAUCUUGAGAGUUUUUAGACAAUCACUAUUUUUCUUUUUUUUUUUAAUCCUCUUUGGUCUGUGUAAGAAGAGAUUGUCCACACUGAACUCUUUCCUACUGAAAAUAAUGUACAAACAUGAUAUCCUGUUCCUAGACAGUCCAAAGGCAUUUCCUCCCCUCUUUCUCUUUCAUAGUCAUCUUUUUUGACUUUGUUGGAUGAAAUCAAUCUAUUGCUUGGCAUACCUUAUACACAAGUUAACAGUGUGCUAAUAAUUAACUAAACGUCAAUUUAGUUAGGAGCAAUUUAGUAAGGAUCAAUCCACUCAUACCUGACCCUAAGCCACUGACAUUUAAUGGUACGACCUCUCAGGGAUCACCAAGGUUCAGAGAAACCAAAUACACGUUAAAACAGAGCCCUUGGUAAGAUGCACCCAUAAUCUCCCUAAGGAGAAAAGAAUUUUCAAACUGAGGGUCACAAUGUAUUAGUAGGCUGUGAAAUCAAUCUCAUGAUUUGCAACCAGCAUUUAAAAAAAAAUAAAAUAAACUAGAUGAAAAUAUAUCAGAAUGCACUUAAGGCAGUAUUGUUUUCAGAAUUUAUGUUUCAAAUGUGUGUGUAAGUGCACACGUGAGCAUGUAUGUGAGACAGAGAGAGUGAAAGAGACUUUUCUACCUCACUUUGCAAUCAGAAGUUUGAAAGUCUCAUCAUCUCAUUUCCUCUUCAGAAGUAUUUCAAAUGUAGACUCUCUCUUUUCCCACACUCCCUCCUCAAAUGAAGCUCUUGUCUUUCUUCUGAGACUAUUACAACAGACUACCAACCUCUGACAUUAGGCUCUCCACAGUAAUGGUUUAUGUGAAAAAUCGAAAAUCAAGGCAACUACAACAACCAUACAAGAAGACAACUACUACAAAAAUACACAAAAUCUCUCCUUAAAAGCCUCUAGUGGUUGCCCAGCCUGUAGAAUGUUACCAAAUUUCUCACGCAGGCAUUUGCGGAUCUUUACAAGAUGGUCCUUAUGGGAUUUUCCUUUGCUGAACCCUGGACUCUGAUCAUAUUACACCGUUCCCUCAACAUCCUCCUGGAAGGCCGGGCCUUGAAACUCUUAUACACCUCUGAGAAAGGGGAGUCCUAGAACAAGCCCAGAGAAACAUCCUAGACAUUAUUCCAAUAACUCUUUUCCCACAGCUCUGCAGGACACCUGCCAGCCUAGUCCUGUUAGAGAUCUGGGUCUGUCGUUUCCACUGAGCUCUUCAGACCAGGGUUCCUGCCUCAUAUUUUAUAGUUAAUUAAGUGCAGGGAUUGUAUCUGUUUCCUUACAUAUUUUUUUUGAGGGUGGAGGGUGAAGGGGGUGGGGGUGGGUAUAGGGGCAAGGUUUGAACUAAUGAAACCAGAAGCAAAACUCAGUUCAAGAUGCCCUCCACAAGGGGGACCUGAUUUUGGCCAAGCAGAUAUCAUAAGUGAGAUCCAGGUAAUUUACUCCAUGCUUGAGGGUCUGCUAUCAAGCCUUAGGGACUGAGAAGUGGUUUUAGUCACAAGCAAUCCACAUGCCUGUAGAUCAUUGUUUAAUAAACAAUUAGAUUGUUUGCCCAAAUAAGGUGUUAUCCUGAAGUUUUUUGACAAUUCUAAAAGCAUCUUCCAACUCUGCAGUGAGACAUCUAAGAUAUCUGUGUUACUUCCCUCAUAUACAUAAAUAAUUUUCAAUAAAAAUCAGCGCGUGAAUAAUUUAUUUUCUCCACCAACUGAAAGCCAACCAUUUGGAAGACCACUUAGAAGAGAUGAGAUAAGUCAUUCGUUAAAAAUUACUUUUAUAUUUACACGGAAAAGAGGAAGUUUUGUGCUUCCCUUUGAAUUUUGUUGAAAAUCGAGGGCUUUAUUGAAUAGUUUUGGCAUGCAGGGUCAUUUUUCAUUAAAAGGCAAAAAGACAUGUGAAAUCUGUAUCUCUAUGGAUUAUUCAGCAGUGGAACCUGGGCGAUUCCGUGCAGAGGGUAUUCGAGGUAUUCAACUUUUGGGAGUGAAACAAACACAAAUGCUCCUUCCCCAAGGGGCGGGGGCGGUGCCUGAGCGACGCACCAAUCACAUCGCGCCCUGCCCUAUAUAACGCCCUGAGGGCCGUCCAGUACUUUACGCUACUUGCUAGGUGAUACCUAUUGCUUUACUCUAGUGUAAUGUCUGAGAUGGUGACCGCAGCUCUAGCGGACUCGGUUCCACCGUCCAAGGAGAAACCUCCAUCCAGAAAGCGGGGCAAGAAGCUGGUUGGCUUGACGGGUGGAAGUCGCAAGACCACAAGCGUCUCAUUGUCCAAAUUGAUCAUCGAUGCCCUUUCCAUUUCUCAAGAGAGAACUGGCAUGUCUUUGGCAGCGCUGAAAAAGGCGCUAGCAGCCGUGGGCUAUGACGUGGAGAAGAACAACAGCCGCAUCAAGCUGGGUCUCAAGAGCCUGGUUAGCAAAGGAAUUCUGGUGCAGACCAGGGGUACCGGUGCUUGCGGCUCUUUCAAGCUCAGCAAGAAGGUUGCUGCUGAGCCCACCAAGGAAAAGGUCAAGAAGCCUUCUUCUACCAAGACGAAGAAGCGGGUCUUGGCCAGAGACUCCAAGUCUCCACAGAAAGCUAAGACCAACAAAAGAGCAAAGACGCCGAGGACAGCACUGGCUGAGAAAGCUGGUAGGACUGGCAGAAAAGCUAAAGGCGCUAAGGGCAAACAACAACGGGAAAGUCCAGCGAAGGCCAGAGCAGGGAAGCCCAAGGCUGGGAAUUCUAAACUGACCCAGCAGAAGACUAAUCCUAGGAAAGCAAUAACCAAGAAGUAAAAUUUCUGCAACGGCCAGUUUUCAUAGAACCCAAAGGCUCUUUUAAGAGCCACUCACAUGAUUUUAAGAGGGUGUAACAUUGCGUUUUCAGAAGACUCCGGAAGAAAAGACUAUUCGUCAACCUUAUUGCUUGCCAAUAAGGAAGUUUGUGAUGCGGUGAUAGUGUCUUGUCAGACAAACGGUACAGACUCUGAAGAGCUUCGGAUACUUAGUGGUAUGCUGACUGCCCAGUUCCAGAAAGUUAGUUUGUCCAUCCUAAUAAAAAUAAGGCACAGUCCUUGUAUGUAAGUUCCUAAAUGCUUACAGAAGUGCUGGAUUUUAAGUCGAGAGAGAAGAGGAGGUCAGCUCCGUGCCCAACCAUACCUGACCAUGUUUUUUCACCUAAUGCUACUCUGGUAUAUGAUUUAAUGUGCCUUUCCAUGUAAGAUUUCUGAACUCAGUCUCCAUGGACUUUACAGGGGUUAAUAUACAGAAACCAAGGUCUCAAUUUGGAUUGGUGAGAAGUUUACUUCUCGUUAAACAGAUUUCUUUCCACUAUGAGUGAUUAGUUGCGUAAAUCACAGAUGUUUCCGUUUUACAUUUGCAAGAAUAUUGAAAUGCCUUUCACCUUCAUUAGUUUGCAAGUAGUUACCAGAUGACUAUAUAUUAAGCACAUACUGUUACAUUAAA
Messenger RNA from Physeter macrocephalus (sperm whale), 3864 nucleotides. It is a transcript of the gene H1-6, whose product is annotated as H1.6 linker histone, cluster member. Bases 2557 to 3195 code for a protein of 212 amino acids. Gene Ontology annotation, biological process: nucleosome assembly. Gene Ontology annotation, molecular function: structural constituent of chromatin; DNA binding. Gene Ontology annotation, cellular component: nucleosome. NCBI's taxonomy places the organism in Eukaryota, Metazoa, Chordata, Mammalia, Artiodactyla, Physeteridae. The record is from RefSeq and is a predicted model, not a curated record. The transcript has a single exon.